AAUAAAUACAUGCUAUUUAGACGCAAAUCGGCGGCAUUCCCCAAUAUACGGAUCUUAAUUAUAUCACUACAUGUGACUUGAACGUUACAGACCACGUGGAGCUGCCUAAUACUGGUGACGCUAUCGCCAUUGUGGACUCGUCUGCAAUGGCACUUGUCUGAUUGACAUUUUCUACUUUUGGAAACCAAAGUAUGGACAAGGACUCUCAGGCUGGCAUUGCUGCCCCCAUUGUAGGGGGUCCGUCCAUCGGAGGCAUGGCCAGUCAUAGCAGGUCCGAGGACGAGGAGUCCUUGGGGAUCAAGGAUGUGAAGAGGACUGCAGCACAGGCCUUCAGUGGUGGCGGUGGGGUACCCAAACGUCGCAGCUCUUCCAGGUCCAUCAAGAGGAAGAAGUUUGAUGACGAGCUGGUGGAGAGCAGCUUGGCCAAGUCCUCCACCAGGGUGAAAGGGCCGCAGGUCAUCGAGCCAAUCCGCUGCCCUGGAGCGGAGCCGUCAUCCAGUGAGAAAAAGAAGGUGUCCAAAUCGAGCUCCUCCAUCACGCCCCCCCUCACCAUGGUGAUCACCCCUCCCGCCAUCACCAAGCGUGUGAAGAAGACCAAGCAGACGCUGCAGAUCACCAAAGACCUCGGCCGCUGGAAGCCCACCGACGACCUGCUCCUCAUCAACGCAGUUCUACAGACCACAGAUCUGACAGCAGUUCACCUGGGGGUAAAGUUUAGCUGUCGCUUCACCCUCAGAGAGAUUCAGGAGCGCUGGUAUGCCCUGCUCUACGACCCUGUCAUUUCCAAGCUAGCGUGGCAGGCGAUGAGGCAGCUGCAUCCAGAGGCCAUAGCGGCGGUGCAGGCCAAAGCGCUGUUCAGCCAGGCAGAAGAGGCUCUGUUGGCCAAGAUCAGCUCGAACAGCCAGCCCAAGCUGGAGGUGUUCCAGGAGCUACUAGCUAAGCACCCGAGUGUCUUCUACCCGUCCCGCACCCCCAAGAGCCUCAUGGUGCACUGGCAGCUGCUCAAGCAGUACUACCUGCUGGAGGACCAAACAGUGCAACCUCUUCCCAAAGAAGACCAAGUCCUGAACUUCUCAGACGCAGAGCAGCUGGUAGAUGAUGCCAAGCUAAAGGAAAGCAGAGAUGAGGUGCUUGAACACGAGCUGAUGAUCUCUGACCGGCAUCAGAAGAGGGAGAUCAGGCAGCUCGAGCAGGAGCUACCGCGCUGGCAGGUGCUAGUGGACAGCAUCACAGGAAUGAACUCCCCGGACUUUGACAACCAGACGCUGGCAGCGCUGCGAGGACGCAUGGUGCGCUACCUGAUGAGGUCAAGAGAGAUAACACUGGGCCGAGCCACCAAGGACAAGCAGAUAGAUGUGGAUCUGUCACUGGAAGGGCCGGCAUGGAAGAUCUCAAGAAAGCAAGGGAUCAUCAAACUGAAGAACAAUGGGGACUUCUUCAUCGCCAACGAGGGCCGAAGACCAAUCUACAUAGACGGCAGGCCUGUCCUGUCGGGUAACAAGUGGAAACUCAACAACAACUCUGUAGUGGAGAUUGCAAGCCUUCGCUUCGUGUUCCUCAUCAACCAGGAGCUCAUCUCUCUCAUCAAGGCUGAGGCAGCCAGGAUGAACCAGCAGUGAACCUUUUCCCGAGGAGAAGAACCGCCCUCAUCAGUGGACCAGACCCAGUGGUGCUCCAGGCAGAUGGCCUGCCAUAGAUGAGGCCAUGGGCAAAGCCUUGCCACCAGGUCCCACUACCUAGCUGUGUUUGUAGAGCUAGACCACGGGCUCCUGGGACUCCCAUGGCCCUUCAUGUAAAGAGAUGUGUCAACAGUUCCACACACAUCAUGCGUGUCCACAGUGGAAAAUGGUAUUUCAAGCUGUGUGGAAACGCGGAUAAGGACUGGAAUGUGCCUAUAAUAUACGGACAGUUCAAACACUUGACUGACUCGAUAUUUAGAACUCAGAACCUUAAGUUUGGCUUAGAACACCUUUUUUUUUAAAGCUCAAAGUUGGGUUUUCUGUUUCCAUGGUUUCACCUGUUUGUGAUAUUUUGUUGUUGUUCAGCAAAGACAUUCCUUGAAAUUGUAACGGCCACCAUAUACGUUGUAGACACUGAUACAGAGAGAAAGAUUUGUCAGAGUUGUAAUGAAUAAUUAACAUGUCCUUCUUGACAAUUACUGUUGUCCCUGCCAUGAACACGGUCAUUAACACUUUUACAGAUCUGCAGUCAUGCACUACUUACGACUGCACCAGUCCCAGGCUCAGGAAUCGGUCUAGUCCACACACAGGUAUUCGCCUAUUCUAAGUUAGCGCUUUAAUCUUUAGUAAGAGGGAAGUGUAUGUUGCUCAUGUUCAUAUUAAACUGUGAUGUAAACAUUUAAUAAACAGUGUUUGUCUGAA
Messenger RNA from Engraulis encrasicolus (European anchovy), 2381 nucleotides. RefSeq names its product microspherule protein 1 (gene mcrs1). Gene Ontology annotation, cellular component: NSL complex; Ino80 complex; MLL1 complex. The record is from RefSeq and is a predicted model, not a curated record. Gene Ontology annotation, biological process: positive regulation of transcription by RNA polymerase II. NCBI's taxonomy places the organism in Eukaryota, Metazoa, Chordata, Actinopteri, Clupeiformes, Engraulidae. Gene Ontology annotation, molecular function: protein binding; G-quadruplex RNA binding. The transcript has 15 exons. The coding region runs from base 192 to 1619 and encodes 475 amino acids.